UCCAUUGACUUAAGAAAAACAAACGAACUUUGAAUUAAAAAUGCCUUAAAAACACACUAGGGUCACUUGGACCGUAUUAAAAAAGUGCCAUUAACAAUGCGAGUAGAGCGCUAAUCAAAAUUAAGCUAAAUAUGGGCGGUGCCUGCCUUAACAAAAGUCAACAAACCAGCCAGCCAAAAGUCUAAUUGCAAUAAAAAGGCAAGAUGUCAAAUGAUGUGCAAAUUGCCCGAGUUACUAAAAUAAACGCAGAUGGAGUUCGACGGCAGCAACAGCCAAGCAAAGCUAUAACAAAGGGCGGCAGCGUUGGAAUUAUAAACGAUGAUGUGGAAUUUGUUUUUGGCAGCAUAUCUCCGCGACAACAUAGGCAUAUAGUCAGCUCCUAUGAGAUGGAGUCGCCGGAGCAUACCCAGCGCGAUACCACGGAGAGCGAUAAUAACAUAUCCAGCUGCUCCACGCUGGACAUUGUCAACAAAGUGGAACAGUUGUCGGUGCAGCAACUGGAGAAUCGAGUGCGCGAACUGACGCAGCGUCUGCAGCAAGCUGACCAACAGUUGGCCGAAAGUAAUGUGGAGCGUGAGCUUUGCCAUAAGCGCCUGGAAGUGGUCAGUCAGUCUCAUGAGUGUCGCAUAACGGAAAUGCAUUGCGUCAUUGCCGAGCUAAGUAAGAAGCUACGCAGCAAGCAGCAGCAUAUCAUUAUGGAGGAACUAGAGCCAGAGCUGGAAGUGGAGGGCAGUGAGCUGAGUUAUCAGGAAGGCUCGGUUUACAAUUCUGAACUGAAUUUGACCAAUGCGGAUGCCGAAGCUGACUGUCAGACUGAGAAUUUUCAGCAAUUCGAAGGCGCUUGCUCUAGCAGUGAGCAAGUGCAGCUGAAACCUGCAGUCAAUAUCAGCAAAGGACAGUUGGAGGCGCUACAGGAGGAAGUGCUGCAUUUACGGGCACAAAUUGCUCUGCUACAGGCCGAAUUGGCUACCAAGGAAAAGGACAAGGAUCAAGACUCGGCGCUGCAGGAGGAGCAAACAAAAGUAAUUUACUUUACUGGCAGCGAUAUGGGCAAUAACAGCGUCAGCAGUCCCGUCAAGCAGCAACUCAAUGAUCUAAACACCUGCGUUACAGCAAGUAGUCCGCAGCAGUGCGUCAAAGUUGCAGAACUGGUGAAGCUACGCUGCGCCAGCAAGCACAACGUCAAGUCGCCUCAACAGGACUAUCUGGAGUUUAACAAUGAGCACAUUGAUCUGGUAGAGCACUUGGACAGUCUAAUGGCUCCAGUGCAGCAGGAGAUGUCACGUCUGCAGCGCAAAGUGGAACAAUUGCAGCUGCAAAAUAAACUGCUAACGCUUACGCUAACUGAAUCCAAGCAGCAUGCCGAGCAGCUUUAUUUGCUGUGCGGCAAAUAUGAAUCCAAUGCAGUGGCAUUGCAAUUGGCUGUGAAUUGCAGCGAUCGGGCCAUUGAAGCCUACGAUGUCAUGUUGGCGCUGUUAGAAAGCAGGCUUGUGUUGCUUAGCGACAAAUCAGCAACGGCAACGGAAAGUCGUUGUGCCGUGGAAACAGUAGCGCAUCAUUUGCUGGCACGGCUGGAAAGCGAGCAGGACGUGUGCGAGCAGAGUUUCGGUCCUUGGCAACAUAACAUUAAACUUAAUGCAGCCAAUGCGCAGUGGAGCGCUGCCGAUGAGCAGCGUUUGCGAUAUCAUGUGUCCAAAUUGAAGGCACGACGCGCCACAGUGCAGCAGACUAUUGUUAAUCUAGAGUCACCGUUUAGCGAUGCCUACGAGCAAAAGCGUCUAGCACUAGAGCAAAGGCAAGAACUGGAGGUGCAAAAGCAAUCGCCGAUGGAGCUGGACACAGCUGUCAUUAUGCAGGAACUGCUCGAGCUGCGAGAACAUCAUGAACAGAUUAAAUCACAAAAGGAGCAGGCCGAACGAGAACAACAACAGGCACUGGAGCGUGUGAAUAUAUUGCAUGAGGCACUACAACAGCUGCAGGCUGCGAAUCGUGUAUCCUACUCGGAGGCAGAGCACGUAGCGCUCACCGAACAGCAACUGGUCGAAGCGCUCAGUCGCGAGACCGAACUUAAAUAUCGCAUUCAAACGCUGCUGAGCCUGAAUGCCACUCAAAAGGCAACCGACUCACAAAACCACCAACUGCAGCAAAAUUUGCGUGAACUGCAAAAAUCCAACAACAAUCUGACACAGCUGCUGGAGCAAAGCAAGCGCAAGUAUCAGCUGCGAAUUAAGAAGCUAGAGCAGCAACUGUCGCAGCAGCAACCACAACAACAACAGCAUGUUCCUGAAACCACACUGUAGGAGUUAGGAUUUAUAUUUAGUAAAACGCUUUCGCUAUGGUUCCUGCGCCUAACGCAGCUAUAUAUCACGCAUGUGCCAUACGACUAAUCAAGCUGUAUUAACUGCAAUUACAUAUACAUAAAUUUAUGAAAUAUCAAAUACAUAUACAUAUAUAAAGCGCUAAU
This is a messenger RNA of Drosophila busckii, 2464 nucleotides long. RefSeq names its product colorectal mutant cancer protein. The coding region runs from base 204 to 2300 and encodes 698 amino acids. The record is from RefSeq and is a predicted model, not a curated record. The transcript is spliced from 7 exons. NCBI's taxonomy places the organism in Eukaryota, Metazoa, Arthropoda, Insecta, Diptera, Drosophilidae.